AUGGCGUCCAUCCUCUCACCACACUCAGCCCUCCGCCUGGGGGGCAUCUCAACUCUCUCCCGGCAAACCCUCUUGCGUACCUCCCGUGUUACUCUCACCCAACUCCCAAAAACCGCCCCUCAGCUCCCCCAACGCCGCCACAAAUCCGCCCCUUACGGCUACACCCAAUCCAAGACUCUCGUCUUCCCCCGCUUCGGCGAACCCAUCGACGUGCUCUCCCUACACACCCACUCCAUCUCCCCCACUCUCCCCGACACCGCCGUUCUCCUCCGUACCCUGGCAGCCCCCAUCAACCCAGCCGAUGUGAACACCAUCCAGGGGACGUACGGCGCCAAGCCGACGUUUUCGAAUCUACUGGGCACGGCGGAGCCGGCCGCGGUGCCGGGAAAUGAAGGCGUGUUUGAGGUAGUCAGCGUGGGGAGUGAGAUCGCCAAGCGGGGGGUUUUCAAAAAGGGAGAUUGGGUCAUCCCCUCGUCGUCGGGGUUCGGCACGUUCAGGACGCAUGUGCUUGUGGAGGAGGCGGAGCAGAAGCUGUGGAGGAUCGGCGGGGAGAAGGGGACGGAAGGGCUCACGCCUGUGCAAGUUGCCACGGUCAGUGUUAAUCCGUGUAGUGCGUAUCGUAUGUUGAGGGAUUAUGUCGAUUUGGUGGGGGUAAGUGUGAGGAUGUACCAGGAAGGGGGUUCUGAUGUACGAGGCGGGGCAUGGUUCCUGCAGAACGGGGCGAAUAGCGGGGUAGGGAGGGCGGCGAUACAGUUGGGGAGACUGUGGGGAUUGAGGAGUAUAAAUGUCGUGAGGGAGAGGGCUACGGCCGAGGAAACGGAGGCGUUGAAGAAGGAGUUGUAUGACCUGGGCGCGACGGUGGUUGUUACCGAGUCCGAAUUCUUGGACCGGAGCUUUACGCAACGGUUGAACGAGGAGUGGACUCGUGGAGGAAAAGAACCACUCCUGCUGGCGCUGAACUGCGUGGGAGGGAAGUCAGCGCAGCAAAUCGUGCGCGCGCUGAGCCCCAAGGGCACGAUGGUGACUUAUGGCGGCAUGUCGAGGCAGAGUUUCCCGUUCCCGACGGGGCCACAGAUUUUCAAGAGGUUGCGGUUUGAAGGGUUCUGGCUGAGCGAGUGGGCGAAGGAGAAUCCGGCGGAGAAGAAGAAGUGUGUAGACGAGAUCAUUGAGCUGAUGAGGGAGGGCAAGUUUAAGGAGGCGCCGGUGCAGGAGAUUAGGUGGGACUGGGAGACGGAGGAGAAGGUGCUCAAGGAGGCUGUUCAGGGCACGCUGGAGGGGUUUAGGAGCGGGAAGGGUGUGUUUAUUUUCGGGGACACGUAG
This is a messenger RNA of Thermochaetoides thermophila DSM 1495, 1320 nucleotides long. RefSeq names its product NONE-like protein. The transcript has a single exon. The record is from RefSeq and is a predicted model, not a curated record. NCBI's taxonomy places the organism in Eukaryota, Fungi, Ascomycota, Sordariomycetes, Sordariales, Chaetomiaceae. Gene Ontology annotation, molecular function: trans-2-enoyl-CoA reductase (NADPH) activity. Gene Ontology annotation, biological process: fatty acid metabolic process. Gene Ontology annotation, cellular component: mitochondrion. The coding region runs from base 1 to 1320 and encodes 439 amino acids.